AGCUCUGGCCACUGCUCAUCAUCCUCGUACAGGCUAAACUGCGAACACACCGACUCGGAACUUUGCAGCAAUGGGAAGCAUCAGCAACAAAGGCAGGCCAUUGGCGGCCCACCAUGCCCCUCUCUGCACCCGCACCCACCAAAUCGGAUCCCUCCUCCUAGUCUUUGCCACCUUCUUCCUCACCCGCCUUCUCGAGCGCUCAUUUCCUUCCUACCCCGACUUAUACGGCCAUCACUUCCCGAUGGCGCAGAGCCACGUCGGAUUUACCGGCGGUGGGUCCAUCGUUUGGCCUGAGCGAGGUUACGGGUCCCUUCUCUCCCUCAAGAUCUACGUCUAUGACGAGGACGAGAUUGAUGGACUCAAGUCGCUGAUGUAUGGGAGAGACGGUACGAUCACCGCCGAGGCUUGCUUGAAGGGCCAGUGGGGGACUCAGGUUAAAAUACACAAGCUGCUUCUGAAGUCGAGGCAUCGUACGACAAAGAAAGAGGAAGCGGAUCUGUUCUUUGUGCCGGCAUAUGUUAAAUGUGUUCGGAUGAUGGGUGGUCUUAAUGAUAAAGAGAUUGACCAGACCUAUGUAAAGGUCAUAAGUCAAAUGCCACAUUUUAGGCGGUCAGGGGGUCGUGACCACAUAUUUGUUUUUCCGAGUGGUGCUGGAGCUCAGUUAUUUAAAUCUUGGGCAACAUACAUAAAUCGUUCCAUCAUUCUGACUCCUGAGGGGGACCGGACGGAUAAGAAAGGCACAAGUUCUUUUAAUACCUGGAAAGAUAUCAUAAUUCCCGGAAAUGUUGAUGACAGGAUGACUGGAACUGGGGCUACCCUUGUCCAGCCUUUGCCUCUAUCAAAGCGGAAGUAUUUGGCAAACUAUUUAGGUCGUGCACAAGGAAAGGUUGGCCGUCUUCAGUUAGUAGAGCUUGCCAGGAAAUUUCCAGACAAGUUGGAAUCUCCAGAGCUAAAGUUCAGUGGCCCUGAAAAAUUGGGAAGGAUAGAGUAUUUUGAACACCUUCGAAAUGCAAAGUUCUGCCUUGCUCCUCGUGGGGAGUCAUCUUGGUCUCUCCGAUAUUAUGAGUCUUCCUUUGUGGAGUGCAUCCCAGUCAUCUUAUCGGAUCAAAUAGAAUUGCCUUUCCAGAAUGCCAUUGACUACACCCAGAUAUCAAUAAAAUGGCCAUCCACUCAAAUUGGUCCCCAACUUUUGGACUACCUAGAAUCUAUACCAGAUGACCAUAUAGAGAAGAUGAUUGCCCAUGUUAAACAUAUAAGGUGCCUAUGGGUUUAUGCUCCCGAAUCGGUAUCAUGCUCAGCAUUGCACGGCAUUAUGUGGGAACUUCAGAGGAAAGUAAGGCAAUUUCACCAGUCGGCUGAGACAUUCUGGCUGCACAACGGAUCUAUUGUAAAUAGAAACUUGAUUGAAUUCUCUAACUGGAAACCUCCCUUGCCUUUGCCUUGAUCAUGGUUAGAGAUGAUCCCUUUGCUUGCCUGUAUAUUUUAUUUUCAUAAAACCAGUCCGCAUUCUAUUUGAUUUGUUUUGUUAGUUUUAGGCCUUUCUCUCUCGUGCACAUGAUUUCUUAGGUUAGAUGUAUUCCUCCCGAAUAUAAUGGGAUACACGGUCCUCCUCCCCCUUCUUUCCCCUCGCCCCAUUUUUUCUUUAAUCUGAUCAUUAUGCAUAGACAUCAUGAAUACCCUUUUAAGAAUCUAAUUCUCAAUGAUAAGCACUGUAACCCCAUGUUCAAAAAU
This is a messenger RNA of Juglans microcarpa x Juglans regia, 1731 nucleotides long. RefSeq names its product probable glucuronosyltransferase Os01g0926400. The transcript has 8 exons. The coding region runs from base 71 to 1444 and encodes 457 amino acids. The record is from RefSeq and is a predicted model, not a curated record. NCBI's taxonomy places the organism in Eukaryota, Viridiplantae, Streptophyta, Magnoliopsida, Fagales, Juglandaceae. Gene Ontology annotation, molecular function: glycosyltransferase activity.